AAGCGAGAGAAAAACCUAUUCUUUCGGAACCUGAGUCUAUUCUUGUAGCUGAGUUUUUAUCAAAACCAAAAAUGGAGGCAUACCAACUUUUACCACUCCUAAAAAAGACAGAUUAUGCCCAUUUUUUGGAUACCCUUUCAUCAGCUCCUAAUACGGAACAUGUUACGGAUUCUGGAUUCCUAUUUCCCAACUCAUUCCUCCUGAAGCUUGCAAAACCUCAAAAUUGGGUUUCAACUCUGCACAUGGAGGUUUUAGUGGAGUUACUUUCUAGUAGGCUUGCAACAAGACUUGCCACACAGCGUGCUGCUUUUGUUGAACCAUGGUUUGCUAACCAUUUACAAGGAAAAUACAAAUCUUUCAAAGCAGCAAAAAUCAAAUCUCGCGUCCGCUGGUCCGAUCCCAUGAAACGCUUUAUUGUUGGCCCCACCACCGAGUGGUUCACAGACAUUGAUACCAUUUACGUACCUAUGAUCUGGAAUUCUUGCCACUGGGUAGGCCUUUCAAUCAAUCUAGGAGUCUGGGAAGUUGAAAUUCUCGACCCAAAUACUGACCUCAAUUCGGAGGAAAAAGUUAAAGAAUGUAUCGAGCCUGUUGUUACCCUUUUGCCACACCUCAUCCAGAGGUACUGUAAGCCCGCAUGUUCCCAGAACCAUGGACUAAAACCUUUCCUGUGGAGGCGAAUACAUGGUGUAUACAAGAAUGUUAGAUCUGGUGACUGUGGCCCGGUUGCUAUGAAAUUUCUUGAGAUAAUGGCAAGCGAUAAACUCCCAGAUCAAAUGGAGAAAAUCACUGACAAACACGUUGACAGUUUCAGGCGUCAAUAUGCAAUGGAUAUUUAUGAGCAUCUUGUCUGUCCUGUUUAUGCAUCUGACUUUGCUGCCUAGUGUCUACAUGUUUCCCAAGUUUCUGUUUGUAAUCGUAACCAUCAUUUCCCUUCUUUCCUACUAUAUUCCUGUGGAUACUGGCGCCUACUCUGUUUUUCUUUAUUAUGUACUCUGUACCCAAACUAUUAUUUUCUCUGUAAU
Messenger RNA from Arabidopsis lyrata subsp. lyrata, 1025 nucleotides. RefSeq lists its product as uncharacterized. Gene Ontology annotation, molecular function: cysteine-type peptidase activity. The record is from RefSeq and is a predicted model, not a curated record. Bases 72 to 884 code for a protein of 270 amino acids. The transcript is spliced from 3 exons. Gene Ontology annotation, biological process: proteolysis. NCBI's taxonomy places the organism in Eukaryota, Viridiplantae, Streptophyta, Magnoliopsida, Brassicales, Brassicaceae.